Messenger RNA from Mucor velutinosus, 918 nucleotides. RefSeq lists its product as uncharacterized. The transcript has 2 exons. The record is from RefSeq and is a predicted model, not a curated record. The coding region runs from base 1 to 918 and encodes 305 amino acids. Lineage: Eukaryota; Fungi; Mucoromycota; Mucoromycetes; Mucorales; Mucoraceae.
AUGCUACCAAUCGGUCCACAACUUGCCACAUUGUUCGAAAAUCCAAACUUCAUCAGAGUGCUUGAUGACGAGGAUUCAUCCAUCAGAGCAAGGUUCAAGGGCGAUACAAUGCUAAAUUUAGUGAACAACAAGCAUCUAUUCGACAAUAGAUACGACAUUGGCCUGUCCCUGUACGUAGAUAGAUUCCAAUCACACAAAAAAGGCGGUGCAAAGUUGAACUUGGUCAUGCUACAAAUCUUGAACCUUCCUUCUGCCUACAGAUACAAAAUUGAGUUCCUGAUUGAUUUCGACAUUAUCCCAAACACCAAGAGAUUAGACAGUUACCUUCAAUACCUUGUCAGCGAAUUGGAAAAAUUGGCUCAUGAUGGACUACAAGUGCAGAGAAACAACUCCACAAGUAUCUCGCUCAAAGUCCACCUCAUGGGAUCCUUUGGUGAUAUCCCCAGCGUCAGCGAACUUAAUUUCCUCGCAUCCCAUACGUCGCUUCAAGGCUGCCGUUUUUGUACGAUCAUUGGCAUCAGCAAAAAUGAAUACAAAUCCAGUGCACUAGAACUUGGUAUCGAGAGGCCUUCUUUGUUUCGAAACCUGCCAUCAUUCAUUGAUCCAACGUUUGUGGGCUUGGAUGAAUUUCAUUUGUUUGGACAAAACAUGGGACCAAGAAUCAAGAAAAUGUUUACGGACAAGGAAUCGAUUCUUCGCUUGAAGCCGCGACAAAUAGAGAAGAUCAUCGUUUGCUUGAACCAACUUGCAAGCACAUCACCUUUGAUCAUCUUCGAAGGCGAUUUCAUGGAUGUCUUCAGCAAGGGAGGGACAGCUCGAGGAGUAGAUUGGUUGGUGUUUCUAAAGUACUUUGUGCCCACUGUGGAAUACAUCCACUAUGAUCUGCAUUCCGACAGUUCAUCCAGUUACCAGAUUUAG